AUAAAGGCGAUGCCUUGUCUGCUAACUGAGUCAUCUGGUCCAUUGAAGUCAAACAGGCGCCCCUCUUUGCCUAUUGUUACCGCUACCGGCCCGAAGUGUUGUCUUUUGAAGCGCCACGUCCUUUUCCUGCCAGCGGACCUAAUUCCAGGUGUUCAGUGAAUCACGGGGGUUGAGGUUUCACAGAAUUGAGCUGCAGCGAACAGUUAGUUGACCGUCGCUCAAAGAUGGCUGGAGCUCCUGCUAGGUCAGCGACUUCGCAGUCAGGCAAGAUGAAAAAGGACGAAUCUUUCCUUGGAAAAUUAGGAGGAACGCUAGUUAGAAAGAAGAAGUCCAAAGAAGUGAGUGACCUUCAUGAGGAGGGGAAGAAUGCCAUCAACACUCCCAUGCUGCCCUCUGGGACUGAAAUCCACCCUGAGGACACCAUGCUGGAAGAGAAUGCUGAGAGGAACAUGCUGGAUCCGACCUCAAGGGAGAAUCCAAAAUUCAAAGAUCUUCAGAGGGUAUUGAUAGACUGGAUCAACAAUGAGCUGGAAGAGGACAGGAUCAUCGUCAAAGGCUUGGAGGAGGAUUGCUAUGAUGGACAGGUGCUUCAGAAAUUAUUUGAGAAGCUGUCUGGGCGUAAGCUGAACGUGGCUGAGGUGACCCAGUCAGAGAUAGGACAGAAACAGAAGCUCCAGACGGUACUGGAGGCCGUCAACGAGCUGCUCCGGCCUCACGGCUGGUCCAUCGAGUGGAGCGUCGACUCUAUCCAUGCUAAGAACCUGGUGGCCAUAGUGUACCUGCUGGUGGCUCUGGCCAUGCACUACCUGGCCCCCAUCAGACUGCCAGAGCACGUCUCUGUACAGGUGGUGGUGGUCAAGAAAAGAGAAGGCAUACUGCAGACGUCUCAUGUGACUAAGGAGCUGACGAGCACUACAGAGAUGAUGAUGGGUAGAUUUGAAAGGGAUGCAUUUGACACCCUCCUGGACCACGCACCGGACAAGCUCAAUGUUGUGAAGAAGUCCCUCAUCACCUUCGUGAACAAACACCUGAACAAGCUGAACCUGGAGGUCACAGAGUUGGAGUCACAGUUUGCUGAUGGUGUGUACCUGGUGCUGCUGAUGGGACUGCUGGAGAACUACUUUGUCCCCCUCUACAACUUCUUCCUCACACCAGAGAACUUUGAGCAGAAGGUUCACAACGUGGCAUUUGCCUUUGAACUGAUGCAGGACGGAGGCCUGAAGAAACCCAAAGCCAGGCCAGAAGACGUUGUGAACUUGAACCUGAAGUCUACCUUGAGGGUGUUGUACAACCUGUUCACCAACUAUAAAAACUCUGAGUGAUGUCUACCUGCCACGCACAGUCACAGUCACAGUACAGUGUGAGGAGAAUGAAGGCACUGUGUUUGUGCGACCUUCACACUGGCUGAUGUCUGAACCCCUGAGGAACCCACUGGGACUAAACCAAAGGCCCACCCCUUGUAUCAGUGGGAUGGCCUGAAGAGACUCCGAAUGUUUGUAUUUCAUCUCCCCCAGUGUCAGUAUUUAAAUCCUCCUUUAUGCUAACCCUACCCAAGCACAUGUAUGUUUCAUGUUUUAGUACUCAGUCAACACUGUAGAAUGAUUCAUGCAACUGGAAAACAUGGGUUUGUAUUUUAUGCAAAAAGCUUCAUGCAAAAAGCUUUAUAAGAAGAUAUUUUAUGAUCCACUGUUGCAUAUGCAAAGACUUGCUGUAGAUCAUAUCUCAGAAAGCUUUGUACAUUAUUCCCAUAUCAUUAUUAUAUUAUUAUUGCUACAUCUAUUGUUCUAUUGUAUCUAGCCAUUUCAAAAUAUGAUAUGAAUGAAUUCUAACAGUACUUUUAGAUUUCUCCGAUUUGUUUAUAUGGACAGGUUCAAGCCAUAUUUCUUAUCCGAUGCUGACCCUGUUGCCUUUCGCCUUAAGUGCCAUGUUAUUCUCUUCCUACUGUACCCGAGAGAGCCACAAAGCAUUGUGGUAUUAACCUGCCCUUCAGACGAUUCCCAGUAGACCGUCCGGAGAACAGCUAGCGAGGCUCUCCACCGCGAUUUAGCAAAGAGCGAGAGACCAGAGGGCUGCAUGUAGCCUAAAGGAGUCCACUCAUGCAUUUUAGACCGAGGGUAAAUUAUUAAGAGGGAUGAGUCAAGUUUGGUUCUCCAGGAGAACAACUUGUCUCAGUGCUUGUAUGUAUCUGCCUCGAUGUCUGUCUAUCCCAAAAUAAAUGUUUCAACUCAGA
Messenger RNA from Salmo salar (Atlantic salmon), 2230 nucleotides. It is a transcript of the gene parvb, whose product is annotated as parvin, beta. NCBI's taxonomy places the organism in Eukaryota, Metazoa, Chordata, Actinopteri, Salmoniformes, Salmonidae. Gene Ontology annotation, biological process: lamellipodium assembly; substrate adhesion-dependent cell spreading; actin cytoskeleton organization. Gene Ontology annotation, cellular component: actin cytoskeleton; cytoplasm; lamellipodium. Gene Ontology annotation, molecular function: actin binding. The record is from RefSeq and is a predicted model, not a curated record.